Alternaria ventricosa is the source of this 1212-nucleotide messenger RNA. RefSeq lists its product as uncharacterized. The transcript has a single exon. The record is from RefSeq and is a predicted model, not a curated record. The coding region runs from base 1 to 1212 and encodes 403 amino acids. Gene Ontology annotation, molecular function: 5'-flap endonuclease activity. Lineage: Eukaryota; Fungi; Ascomycota; Dothideomycetes; Pleosporales; Pleosporaceae.
AUGUUUGGAUGUACCUUUUGGAUCCGCGAUCACCGAAUAAGCACAGACACGUCAAAGAAGACCCAGCACAAUGGCGAAACCAAGAGAGACGAGAAGCGGGUUAGAAUGGUUCAUGCUGAAAAGCUCAAGGAGAAAUGCCGACUAGAUCGUCAGGGCUGCGUGCUGUUCGCCAUGCUUGCAGGCGGCGACUACAACGAAGGAGGCCUUCCGAAAUGCGGUGCUGACAAUGCCUUGAAAGCAGCCCAAGCGAGUCUCGGUCGUAGCCUUUGCAGCAGACAAAACCAAGACGAGUGUAGCAAAUGGGGCGCUAAUACCCUCAGUAACUUUUUUAAGAAGACAGCGCCGGGAAUCACUGUCCCUCCGAACUUUCCACGAUACGAACUUCUGCAGUUCUACAACCAACCUAAGAUACAUUCGGAUGACUGGCUCCGGGGCCAUGCUAGAGAGAAUGUGGACUACGACCAUCCACUUCGUGAGACACACUUGUUCCUCAAAGCAUGUCCGCCAAUCAACAUGUUUUGGAAAAAGUACUUCAACCACGUCGGCCCCAUACUGCUCUCUCGCAUGCUUGCAGCAUGGGACGAGCCGUUGCCUGGGACUGCUCCGUGUGCCCUCACUCUCGUGAACACCCGACAGACGGCUGCAACGGACCCAUCAUCUCACCCCGCUCUAGAGAUGAAGGUCAAGUUCAAAGCGUUUGAUAUCACGAAACUGGAUGUACGAGACCUAGCCGCAUACGUAACACAAAGGGACAAGCCGAUACCAGAUAUCAGCGAAGCACUGAGCCAUAUUGUCACUUACGAAAUGCCGGCAUUUCUCUUACGCAAGGUCUUGCCGAUUCCCACACCGACAGUAACGAAGCCUAGUGGAGCAGAAGAUUCGCUGAAGCGAAAGCAUUCAACCUCUGGUGAGCAAGACACGAGCAGCCCAGUCUCAUCAAAGAAGAUGCGCCAGCCUGCCAAACCUGCAACUCCUGCCACAAAGCCCUCCAAUACGUUUUCGGGUAAAUCCGCUUCUUCUCCGAUGCAGAGCAGUACUUUGGUCACGCCUUCAAAGCAAUCGAUCCAACAUUCGCCCUUGGCUUCGACCACAUCCCCCGCCACACCCGUGGAUCUGUCAGGCGAAGUCGGCCUGCGAAGACCUCAGCCGCGAACACCUAGGCAAAGUCCGAGCGAGCGGUUCGCACUCUUGCUUCAAAGCGUCAAGAAGUAG